AUGCCAUUAAUAGUAAAUGAAGUACCACAUGAUCAUUGUUCAAAUGUUUCUCGUGAGAAAUUUUUUCAAAUAUGGUCUCAUAAAGCAGCUAAUAUAUCUAAUGAUCUAAUUGAAUAUACAAUUCGACGUAUGCAAAGUGAUCGUCUUCGUUUUCUAUUUCAAACACGUAAUAAAUUAACUGAAGAAGAACAUAUUGUACCUAUUUGUCAAUUAUCAUUACAUACAGAAGAUGAUUUACAAAGAAUAAAAGAAUAUAUACGUCGUUUUUGUUUAACAACACGAAAUGUUUAUCGUCAUUUACGUUCCGAUUCACGUAUAUAUCCGAAAAUGUCUAUUGAUUUAGAUCAAGGUAUAAUGAUAAAAAUUUGUCGAUUUAUAUUUAAAACAAAAGUUUUAAUUCAAAUACUUUUAAAACAACAACAUUUAAGUGAACAACAACAUGAACAAUUAAAAAAGUAUAAAAUAAAACAAUUUGAAUUCAAUGAUCCGUAUAAAAAUAUUACAAAAGCAUUUAUUGUAUUACAAUCAAAUUUCCAAAUACUUUUUGGUGAUAUAUUAGAUAAAGAUUUUUUUCAAAAUGCUAAAACAGCUGUUCAAACACUUCCAAUUCUAUUGGAUACGAGUAAAACAAUUCGAUUAAUUUUCUGUACAUUAUAUAAACUAAGUGAGCCUGAACGUCAGGCGGAAGCAGAAGCUAUUCGUCAACGUCGAUUACAGAUUUGUUCUCGUGGAUAUGGAACAAAAAAGCAAGGAAUCAUAUCUUCGAAUAUUCCUAUAAAAAAUGAAGGUCAUCAAAAUCUUAAGACUACGAGUGAAAUAUUUAAAAACGUUCAACCACAAACUACACAGACUUCAACAAGUAAACCUACUAAAACGCAAUUAUCGCCUUCGAAAACAAUUUCAAAUACUAAAUCAAAAGAUCAUCAAAAAACUAAAACAACCGAAAGUUCUAAAAAACUUCGAUCAUCAAAAUCUCAACAAAAUAGUCCGAAUACAACAACUUCAGAUACAAGUAAACAUCGACCAGUACCAUCAUCACCUACACUCAAACGAAAAAAUGAUUCACCAAAAAAAACUUCAACAAAACAGCAAAAAAAAACAAAACAUACAACUGUGAAACAAACGAAUGAAAAAAAAUCGAAAAAUAAAAAUCAAAAUACAUCAACAACAACAACCUAUUCAACUUCAUCACUUCAGUACAAUGAAAAUACUGAUCCGAUACAACUAUUAAGUCGCGAAAAAUUCAGCUGCACAACAUGGUUAGAUAAUCUUACAUUAAAUCUUCCAACAGAGAUUAAUAAUAAUACAAAUUCAUCAAAACCAUUAUUAACAACAUGGGCUUCACUUAAUCGAAUAUCAAACAACAUGUAA
Adineta steineri is the source of this 1371-nucleotide messenger RNA. Lineage: Eukaryota; Metazoa; Rotifera; Eurotatoria; Adinetida; Adinetidae. The record is from the annotation of a GenBank genome assembly.